UUAUCGUCUGUGAAAAAACCAUCAGCCAUCAUUUCAUUCAUUACUCUGAAGGAUUGAAUUAUAAGUCACCAAUUCAGCGAUUCCAGUCUGUGCGUAUUCCUCCUUUGGUGAAGAAAAAACUGGAAUUUGGUUUCUGAUUCUUGUUUUCUUUUCUCCUUCCCGGGUUCGGUCUGUUCUUCGUGUACUUGACGGUGUUCCUAAUAGGGUAAGCUCCAAGGUGGCUGUUUGAAGUUCCUGAUUUUACUUUCUUGCAGCCCUGUUUGUUUCCCGAGAAAAUUUAUGAGCCCAGAUCUCCAAAUUCAUAUCUGAAGCUGACAAAGCACGAGAUUUUAGCUCCACCAAAUCGGGAAAGCUUUUUAUUUUCUUUCUCGUCAACAAAAUUCUCAGCCUCCAGGAGAAAACACUUUGAAUCCCGAGAAAAUUCCAGAGCCGGAAGAUCUUGGCCAGAUUUUCCUUUUGAUUUCUCUGAAUUUUCUAUUCAAAGGCGGGACCUUUUACAGAUUCCGUCAAGUGGGUCUAAGCAAAAUCACGCGAACAGAGUUACGAAUAACCCAAAAAGGGGGGGAAGAAAUUCUGGUUUCUGUAAACAAACGAGUCAUUAUUUGUCAGUGAAGAUUGUAUUCUUCUCCGAAUACCCUCUCUCUUUCAUGAUCUUUUUCUCUUGCUCUCGAUCGUUUGAUCCCUGGCCAUAGAACCCUAAAUCUUCAUACGGGUAUAGCCAUGUCGCUCUGAUCUAUCCCCGCAGACCGUGAAACAAAAAACAGAGGUAGUUUAACUUUAAGUUCCCGACAUGGAGAUUCUGCGGCCGACGGCGCACGUGUCCGGCGGGAACUGGAUUCUGCCGGAAGAGACGGUGAAGAACUCCUCCACGGCUGCCACGUGGACGGCAGCGGAGAACAAGGCGUUCGAGGACGCACUCGCGGUGUACGACGAUGACACGCCGGACAGGUGGCAGAAGGUGGCGGCGAUGAUACCGGGGAAGACGGUGGGUGAUGUCAUCAAGCAGUACACGGAGCUGGAGGCUGACGUAAUCAACAUAGAGGCCGGUUUAGUUCCGGUUCCCGGUUACAUUACUUCGCCGUUCACGUUGGACUGGGCCGGCGGCUACAAUGGGUUAAAGCCGGUGGGGAGCAAGCGGUCGCCGGCGGCAAGACCGCCGGAGCAUGAACGGAAGAAAGGCGUUCCCUGGACGGAGGAGGAACACAAGCUGUUUCUGAUGGGUCUGAAGAAAUACGGGAAGGGAGAUUGGAGGAACAUAUCCCGGAACUUCGUGAUAACGAGAACGCCGACGCAGGUGGCGAGCCACGCGCAGAAAUACUUCAUCCGGCAGCUCUCGGGAGGCAAAGACAAGAGAAGAGCCAGCAUUCACGACAUCACCACCUUCAACCUCGACGACCAUGCCCCCUUGACUCCGUCCGGUCCAAUCCCAUGGUCCCAAACCUUCGACCCCAAUCCCGGUUUUCACUCCCACGCCCACCAUCUGCUCGGCACUAGCAACGGCGACCAUCAAAACGCUCCCUUUCAGCUAUACAGCGCAUAUUCCACCCAAGUCGAGUGACAUAAACCAUGGUUCCUCGCAUGGACCGACCAACGCAAUGGAAUUGUGAAAAAUAUAAGUCUGUGUAUUGCGUAUUAUCCAAAUUAAAAGCGAUUGCUUCCUCUGUC
This is a messenger RNA of Tarenaya hassleriana, 1665 nucleotides long. Its product is annotated as transcription factor DIVARICATA. The transcript is spliced from 2 exons. The record is from RefSeq and is a predicted model, not a curated record. Lineage: Eukaryota; Viridiplantae; Streptophyta; Magnoliopsida; Brassicales; Cleomaceae. Gene Ontology annotation, molecular function: DNA binding. Bases 791 to 1558 code for a protein of 255 amino acids.